CCACACAGGAGGAUCCCACCAUCCCUCAACAUCAGCAUGAAGAACAGAUGCAGAUUAAAGUUAAGAUUAAGGAGGAAGAAGAGGAGACAUCCGUCAUGAAUUAUCAACAAACAGCAGAGGAUGUUGAAAUAAUGGUGUCAAUCAAACAUGAUGAACCUUCUUUAGAUAUCAGCAAUGAUGGAUCCAGUAAUGGGAACCCACCAGAGAGAUGUCCCCGUUUUCUGGAUUCUCAAGAAUCCACAGAGGAAGAUUGCGACAUCCAUCACCAUGAUCAGGCUGAAGAACUGAAAAUCAUCAAACUUGAGGUUAAAGAGGAAGAAGAAGAGGAGACAUUUGUGGAAGGAGAUCAGCAGUCUAUGGAGGAGGGGGAGAUAAAUAUAAAAAAUAAACCGGAGAAAUCUCUCUAUAUCAACACAAGUGGAAACUACGUUCAAAAUCAAAGUAUAUCAGAUGGAGUUCUUGUUAUGUCUCCGGACUGUAAUACGGAAGAUAAUGAAGCAACACAAAACCCUUCAGGAGUGAAGUCCAACCAGUUGGCAAGAUCGAUGAAUCGCCGUAAAUCCCAGAAAUCUUGUCAGAAUUUACAUACCAUAACUUCUGAUAUUCCUCUCAAUACAGAUAGAUCAACAGAUCCAGCUAACCCCAAGAAACCUUCUUCAGGAGGCCACACAGAAGAGGACUCCUUGUCAUGUUCGGAGUGUGGGAAAUCUUUUACGGACAACAAAGCACUUCUUACGCACCAGAAAAGCCACAAAGCUGAGCGUCCCUUUUCAUGCUCAGUGUGUGGGAAAUGCUUCGCUUGGAAAAGAGUACUUAGCGAACACCAGAAAAUUCACACGGGUGAACGCCCUUUCCCUUGUUCAGAGUGCGGGAAAUGUUUCACACAGAAAGGCGACCUUGUUAGACACCAAAGAAUUCACACGGGAGAACGUCCCUAUUCGUGUUCAGAGUGUGGGAAAAGUUUUACUCAGAAAAUUGUACUUCUUACACACCAGAGAACUCACACGGGGGAAUAUCCUUUUUCAUGCUCGGAGUGCGGGAAAUGUUUCUCUAGGAAAGAAAACCUCAUUGGACACCAGAAAAGACACUUGGGUAAGCUUCCGUUUUCUUGUACAGACUGCGGAAAAUGCUUCAGCCAAAAAGGAAACCUUUAUAAGCACCAAAGAAUUCACACGGGCGAGCGCCCUUUUUCGUGUUCAGAGUGCGGGAAAUGUUUCAUCCACAAAGCACACCUGCUUCUACACCAGAAAAGCCACACAGGUAAGGGCCUUUUUUCCUGCUCAGAGUGCGGAAAAUGUUAUAUUCAGAAAAGCGCACUUCUUGUGCACCAGAGAAUUCACACGGGCCUAUAUCCUUUUUCAUGUUCGGACUGCGGGAAGUGUUUCACCGAGAAAGAAAAACUUCUCAUCCACCAGAGAAACCAUACGGGUGAGCGUCCUUAUUCGUGUUCAGAUUGCGAGAAAUGUUUCACUCAGAAAGGACACCUUCUUACACACCAGAAGAGUCACACGGGGGAGCGCCCUUUUUCAUGUUCGGAGUGCGGGAAAAGUUUUGCGCGGAAAGAAGUGCUCAUCGAACACCAGAGAAUUCACACAGGCGAGCGCCCUUUCGCUUGUAAAGAGUGCGGGAAAAGUUUCACUAGGAAAGGAAGCCUUGUCGGACACGAGAAAAUUCAUACGGGCGAGGGCCUGUUUUCGUGUACGGUGUGCGGGAAAUGUUUUCGAUUUAAAGGCAAUCUAGUUAGACAUCAGAAGACACACCCCUGCUGAUGCGAUCGACAAAUGUAGAGUGGAAUUUAACAGGUUUAAUAAUUUCGUACUGGACUGGAGUGCAUCUUGGCAAAAGUGACUUUUCUUUUAAUGUAUAAUAUGACGGGUUUAAUCACCUGUUUACUUUUUACCUUUUCAAUAAAGACUUGAGAUCUGUCUGUUUAUAA
Molecule: messenger RNA, 1936 nt
Organism: Rana temporaria (common frog)
Lineage: Eukaryota; Metazoa; Chordata; Amphibia; Anura; Ranidae
Product: gastrula zinc finger protein XlCGF26.1-like
Exons: 5
Coding region: 48-1769 (573 amino acids)
Biological process (GO): regulation of DNA-templated transcription
Molecular function (GO): DNA-binding transcription factor activity, RNA polymerase II-specific; RNA polymerase II cis-regulatory region sequence-specific DNA binding
Source: RefSeq, a predicted model, not a curated record